AGGAUGCUUCUGAAAGACCGAUCAAUCAUCCUUUAGUCCCCUACAGGGGGGGCAGAAAUCCCCCACAGGAGGCCUCCUGAGAUGAACUAGAGCAGCAUCGUUGUUUGGCUGGCAGGAUUUCACGUACUACAAUGAAGACACUCGUUUUCAUUGGACUACUCUCUCUCACCUCCAGUCCUUUCACAACAGCUUCAGAACUUUCACUGAAUGGUUCUGCAAUUAAAACCGUGUCUCUUAUCAAGACUUUCCGUGGAAUUUCAGCAAGAGACUACGAUUACAUUCCCCCUUAUGCUCUAGAAGGGGAGACAACCACCGUCCACAUCAAAGAGCACAAAUGCUUUUCAGAAAAGUCAAAUUACUCCACUGUAGUAGAAGUGAACAACACCACAGUGGAAUACCUGACCAGCUCUUUGAGCACUAAACUAAUACCUCUUGUUUACCUCAGUGCUGUUUUAUUGGGGAUACCAUCUAACGCCAUCAUUUUGUGGAUGCUGCUGUUCAGGAUCCGGUCUGUCUGCACUGCCAUCCUCUACACAAACUUGGCAGUUUCAGAUCUGCUCUUCUGCAUUGUGCUGCCUUUCAAAAUAGUGUACCACAUCAAUGGGAACAACUGGAUUUUUGGGGAAAUGAUGUGCCGAACCACCACCGCAGUGUUUUAUGGCAACAUGUACUGCUCCAUUCUGCUGCUCACGUGCAUCAGUGUUAGCCGCUACGUGGCCAUUGUUCAUCCCUUCACCUACAAGAGCCUGCCAAAACGUGCCUACGCCAUUGUGGUCUGUGCUACUGUGUGGAUCAUCGUCUUCUUGUACAUGCUCCCACUUUGCAUAAUGCAGCAAAGCUAUUAUGUGAAACAACUGGGCAUUUACACCUGCCACGAUGUCCAUGACACCUGUGAAAAAGUAUCUUCCUUCCAGUUCUACUACUACAUUUCUUUGGCCAUCUUUGGUUUUUUAAUACCUCUUGCAACUAUUGUCUUCUGCUAUGUGUCAAUUAUACGAACACUCAAGACUCAGGAAUGGUUCUGGUAUGUUAAAGUCAGUCUUUUGAUCCUUGUCAUCUUUGCUAUUUGCUUUGUGCCAAGCAAUAUUAUCCUUAUUAUCCAUCACAUCAACUAUUACUAUUACAACACAGAUAGCUUGUAUUCUUUUUAUCUAGUUGCUUUAUGCCUCAGCAGCUUAAACAGUUGUCUUGAUCCUUUCCUUUAUUUUCUGAUGUCAAAGAUUAGAAGUCAAUCCAAUAUUUAUCUAACAAUGGUUAAAAUAUCCAGGGAAAAGUGACAUUACUUCUGUAUUUAUAUUAGUGGAAUUAUAGUUUUGUAUACAAACAAAUCUCAGGUGCAACAAUUAAACUUAAAAAGUGCUAGAAAAGACAGUCUCAGUAAAAUUUAUUUGCUUCCACACACGAGGAACAUCUACAGAUAUUCCAGCUGUAUGGUUUUAUGACCUGGAGUACCAGGAUUCACGGAAAUGACUCCGCACCUCCAUUUCCUUCUGAGAUUGCUUUCACAGCCAUGGAGAGGAAACCAAGUUAUCAGUCACCACCAGAAGAGGAAUCAGUAUCUGAACAGCAGCUGCAGGCCAAUUAAUGAUUUCCAAAUACUUCAGAUUUGCUCUCAGCCCACAACCACUGCAGGAGCAGUGAUGUGUAAAUAAGUUUUUGGCCCAGUGGAAACUGAAACAAGUAUAAGCACUUUUUAUGUGCCUGGGAGCUGCUGAGCUUUGCAGAAGCUUCCUGUCACAUAGCCAAGAGAAAAUACUACCCUGGAUGUUGGAAAUAGAGUCCCUACAGGUUCUAGGAGCAGUAAAUCAGAUAGAGCCAAACACUUUCAAGGAAGCAUCUCCUAUGAGGCUGCUUAACCAGAUUUGCACUGCAGACUUGUUCUUCCACUUCGUCAGCGCCUGUGCUCCUCUAUCUCAUGAGGAUUGCCGAGAGAUAUCCCUUAUCAGCGUGAAUCCAGACACGUAUUAUUCUUGUUCAGUAAGCAAAAUGGGGAAGCUGUUUUGUAGUAUUCUCUAUUUCCACAUCCUCACAGGAAAUACCUACAGUGUUACAAAUGAUUGAUUGUUCAUGGUAAUAAAGCAGAAGGUCAACUUGGAUGCUCACAGAAACUGAAAUGCUACAUAUGUACUCAAUGAGCUCAGUGGUAGGCGUUUGUAACUACAGCAUGUAGUAAAACAGGGAUGACAAAAAUGUUUUACAUCCGUUUGAUAACAGUGUUGUAAAAACCUUCACUAAUAAAAUAAUUUGCACUGGAAAAAGCC
Pogoniulus pusillus (Red-fronted tinkerbird) is the source of this 2261-nucleotide messenger RNA. RefSeq names its product proteinase-activated receptor 3-like. The transcript has 2 exons. Gene Ontology annotation, cellular component: plasma membrane. Bases 132 to 1277 code for a protein of 381 amino acids. Gene Ontology annotation, molecular function: thrombin-activated receptor activity. NCBI's taxonomy places the organism in Eukaryota, Metazoa, Chordata, Aves, Piciformes, Lybiidae. Gene Ontology annotation, biological process: positive regulation of Rho protein signal transduction; blood coagulation; thrombin-activated receptor signaling pathway. The record is from RefSeq and is a predicted model, not a curated record.